CCUUCGCGCACCCUCCCCCACCCCGGAGGCCGGACUGGACCCGACCCAGCGCCGCCAGUGCCCGCUUCUGCCGCUCAAUGGAGGACGGUCUGCUGGAGAUCAUGACUAAGGACGGCGGCGACAUGCCGGCACCCCUGGAGGUGUCCACUGUGCCGGCAGUGGGGGACGUGAUCUCCGGGGAGUACAACGGCGGCAUGAAGGAACUGAUGGAGCACCUGAAAGCCCAACUGCAGGCCCUGUUUGAGGACGUGCGAGCCAUGCGGGGGGCCCUGGACGAGCAGGCCUCGCACAUCCAGGUGCUCUCGGACGACGUGUGCGCCAACCAGCGGGCCAUCGUCUCCAUGUGCCAGAUUAUGACCGCCGCGCCCCGCCAGGGCGGCCUGGGCGUGGUCGGAGGUAAGGGGAGGUUCCCCGACGCCCCCCAGGAGCCGGAGACCCUUUCGUCUGACAGCGGCUUGCUGGGUCGCGAUCCUGAGGACGAGGAGGAGGACGAUGAAGAAAAGGAGAUGCCCGGCUCCGCCACACCCACCAGUCACCGUGAGCGCCCGCAGAGCCCCUGUGCUGGUCUCCUUUCGGCGGACGGACCACUUGUGGAGCCCCUCGAUCUGCCCGACAUCACCUUGCUGCAGCUGGAAGGCGAAGCCUCCCUGUGAGAGGACUCCAAGGGGCACUGCUUUCCCGGGGAGACUUCGGGUUUCCAAGUGCAUGACGCGAGGGGACUGAACGGCGGCGGUGCAGCAGGCUUCACUCCGACCGCAGCUCCAGUGGGUCAGGCAGAGAGAGACUCCCUCCGGAAAGACUUUAUAGGGCAAAGCACUCUGGGAGCAUCGAGAAUUCUUUCUGCCUAACCAAGCGAGACAACGACCUGCAGAAAGGUGAGGUUCCGGGAGAGAAAGCACCCUUCUCUGGACUGCCCUUCAUCCCUGCCCUGCCCUUUCCCCUUCCCCAGCCAACAGGAGAACACCCCUGAAUUAUGUAAAUAAAAUUCUGCUUUUUCUAUUCUGAAAAAGGACUUAUCUAGGACUGUGACAAAUAAUCUCUAAUAAUUUGCUUAGAAAUUAAUGCACUGGGGUUACUCUGUUCUGGCAACAGAAAAUAUACCCUUCUGCUGAAAUCCAAGAUAUUCAGCGCUCUGCAGAAGCCUCUCCCCCUUCACAGAUCUCUGCGGCUGCUGAUUGGUAAAGGAAGCUUGAGGAGGGAACUGCAGCACUAGGAAUCUGGGUGAAUGAGGUUCCUAGGGCCCCUGGGCUGGGAGGAGCUGGCUCUCAAUGUGCAUGAAGACUUAAUAGCUCAACCUCUAGGAUUUUGCAUGCAGAGCGGAUCCUGCCUUGUCACUGACUUCAUCUGGGAUUGCUUUAUCCACUCACUGGGGCUUAGAGAACAAAAAGCCCAGUUCACAGGCAGAGACUUGGGGGUACGCAGCAAAAGUCCAGAUGUAGGGGACCUUUGAGGGACUCUUGGCGGCAGGUAAAAACUGUCUCCUGGCUAUUCCCUCUCAACUUCAGCUCCUCCUGUCAAUACGUCCCUGCCCACUGCCUCUCGCUGUUAACUCCAUUAUGUCUUGUGUGUGUUAUGUGUGUCAACUUGUGUAGUAGUGUGUGAGCCCUGAGGGGCAGGGCUGUGGCUCUGGUGUUAGGUUCAGUGGGCUACAAGCCCUACUGUUAGUCCCAGGUUAUUGUGGCGCUUUCCCCUUUCCUUUUCUCUUUUCCCUUCCAACCAGGGCGUGGAGCAUGUGGCUGUCCUGAGGUUCUUAACUGAUGUGCCUCCCUUCCAUCUCCUUGAGUGGUGACUUUGUGUGCCCUUCCUCCUUCUCUGUGUAUUCCUUCUCAAUGCUUUCCUUGGUGUUAACCUUAAUAAAAAGGCAUCAUCUCCCCUCCUUGCUGACUGG
Talpa occidentalis (Iberian mole) is the source of this 1888-nucleotide messenger RNA. RefSeq names its product coiled-coil domain containing 184 (gene CCDC184). Lineage: Eukaryota; Metazoa; Chordata; Mammalia; Eulipotyphla; Talpidae. Bases 78 to 653 code for a protein of 191 amino acids. The transcript has a single exon. Gene Ontology annotation, cellular component: cytoplasm. The record is from RefSeq and is a predicted model, not a curated record.